Messenger RNA from Symbiodinium pilosum, 707 nucleotides. NCBI's taxonomy places the organism in Eukaryota, Dinophyceae, Suessiales, Symbiodiniaceae. The record is from the annotation of a GenBank genome assembly.
GAGUCUUCUUUACUGACACAUAGUCUCAGAGACCAACGUCCGCAAAGUCGGAGGCCAAGGAGCCAGGUUUCGGAUGCGUCAGAAGACGAGUCCCCAGACCCUGCAUACGGGCAGGCCGCAAGAGGCGACACAAGACUUCGGCAAGCGCCGGGGUUGUUGACGGCCGCCACCACGAAGCCCUGGGGGCCCUGGACACACGGAUCCAGGAGGCGGCACGAGCACGAAGUCGAUGAGUCAAAGGAUGAGGAGAGUCAAGCCUCGAAACUGAAGAAGCUGUUGAAGGCUGCAGCCGAGCACGAAAAGGAGCUCUCAAAGCUAACAGGCGCAGUCAACAGUCUCUUAUUCUCCGGGAAGGAUAAGGUGGAGGAUGGAGCAGCUGAUGAAGCUGAGCCUAGAUACCAAUCCAUCACCGUCAAAGACAGCAUAAUCUACGGGAACAUCAUCGGUGGGAACUCCGAUUCGUCUUCGCGGAACGUUAUCUGGCGACACGACGUGAAGAUGCCAAUGAAAAAGGACUUUGAAUGGCGGCACGAUGUCAACAUGCCAAUUGGCAACACCAAGAAGUCCAUCGAUGAGAAGUCCAUCGAUGUCAGCUCAGGCAAUGCGCAAUGGCGACACGAGGUCUUCAUGCCCAUAGGCAACACCAAGAAGUCUGUUGAUGUCAGCGCCAAUGGAACGAACAUUCGCCACCGAGUGGACACAGACCU